AUGGAAGAACCAUCACCUAAUCCGACAUCUGAGGUGGUUUACGGAUCCACUGGAUCUCCUCUUGGAGACGAUAAUCGGGUAAUGUCCGAAAAAGUGCAAAAUAUGGCGUCCGCCAUUUACCGGGAAUUUGAAUUAAUGAUUCAAAAACAGGGAGAAGACGGAGUAAAGAAUUUGAUGCCUCUCGUGGUGAAUGUUCUUGAAACUCUCGACGUUACUCUGUUAGAACGUGAUGAACAUGCUGCUGAUAUAGAGAUUCUGAAAGAGGAUAAUGAGCAGUUGCUGAAUAUGUUUGAAAGAGAAAAAGCCGCACGUAGGGCUGCGGAACAGAAGUAUAUGGAAGUAGAAGACAAUAUGGUCGGCGAGAAAAAGGAACUGGAGAAUAAAAUACAAUCUCUUGAAUCAAUAAUGCGAAUGCUCGAACUCAAAGCUAAGAACGCGGCCGAUCAUGCUACUCGUCUAGAGGAGAGAGAAGCUGAACAGAAGUUAGAGUUCGAUCGUCUGCACGAUAGAUACAACACUUUGUUGCGGACUCAUGUUGAUCACAUGGAGAGAACGAAGUAUCUUAUGGGAAAUGAUAAGUUCGAGAUGAUGCAGAACAUGCCAUUGCCCCAACAACAACUUCGGACAAGCUUCUACCUGCCCUCUGGUUCGCAGUAUUCAAUGGGCAUGGCCACUUCAGUUGAUGCUUCCAAUAUAAGAGGAGUUUCUGAUCUAAUCAGUGCACACAUGACUCAAAGCACAACGAUGGAUGUCAAUUUGGCUAAUCAUAUAACUGAAGCUGAUUGGCAAGAUGAAUUCUCAUCGGAUGUCGAACCAUCACCCAGAGAACCUCCUAAUGAGAAGUUCGAAGAGACCCAAGAAGAAGAGUCUAAACCAGAGAAGCCAGCUGAGCCUGCGCAAGAACAACAAGAAACAACAAAGGAUGCUCAAGAAGCUUCAGAAGUGGAGGAUACUUUGGGAGCCGACCUCACAGAUAUCUCCGAUGACGACUUCGAACUGGCUCUUAAACAACAGAGGAUACGCUCGACUUCAGAAGAUUCCGAAGACCUGGGAAUGGGACGCGAAGUUGAGAAUCUCAUUAAAGAGAAUACAGAACUUCUGGAUAUGAAGAAUGCUUUGAACAUUGUCAAGAACGACUUGAUUGCUCGUGUUGAUGAACUAAGCAGUGAAAAUGACAUUCUUCGUGAUGAAGUGAGAAGCUUAGAAAUGGUCAGGGUGAAGAUGAGUGAUACAAUCGAACGGCUAGAGGAGGAAGUCAAAUCCUUCAAGCAGAAGCUGAACGAAAAAGAAACGGAAACAGAAGAGGAAGAUGUGCCGAAUGCUCACAGAAAACGUUUCACUCGCUCUGAGAUGCAGAGAGUCCUUAUCGACCGAAACUCUUACAAAGAGAAACUUAUGGAGCUUGAAGAAUCUCUCAAAUGGACAGAGAUGCAAAGAGCUAGAAAGCUACAGCAGCAACAAGUUCUUCCUCCCAAGAAGAGCGCUGGAAUUUGGGAUUUCUUUUCUAAUUUGUUCGGAGAAACAGCUCCAUCACCCACGAAUCCCCGCAGAGCUGGCCUGGAUGGUCGCAAGCAAAUGACACGAAGUGUUGAAUACAUUGAUCCAGAAAUGAUCUCCGAGAGACGUCAAGCAGAAAGGCGCGAGCAAUACAAACUAGUUCGAGAGCAUGUUAAGCGAGAUGAUAGUGGGCGCAUUGAGGCUUAUGGUUGGUCAUUACCAGCAGUCGAAUCAUUGCCAUCGUCGCCAAUGGUGCCUGUACCAGUCUGUUGUAGACCUCUUAUGGAUACCCAACCAAACAUUAAGGUUUGGUGCUCCACAGGAGUUACUUUGAGAGGAGGUAGAAACCCUGACGGCACUUAUAUAACAGGGGAGCCUGUGUAUUUCUCUCCUUGCGCGAAAAAAUUGCCCAAACCAGAAGAAGAUAGAGAGUUGGAAACAGAAAUUUUGAGAGCACAUGCUAUUGAUGCGAGAGAAAGUGAAUUGAGAGAAUGGGAAUCCUCUUCUCUUAUUUGGAUAGGAAGUUCCAAUCAAGGAAGAAGCUUGGUCGCCAUUUUGGAUGCUAACAAUCCGAACAACGUCAUUGAUACGUUUGAAGCUUGUGAGAGCCAUUUGUUAUGUAUGCAAGGGAUCCCUGGUGUAACAGAGGAUGAUCCUCAUAUCAAUGAGGCCUCCGCGAAGAAAUUUUUGAGCGGAGGAGGAAAAGUGAAGGACUGUCCUACAGAUCUGGAAACAAUCUCUGAAUUGGGUGCAUGCGAAUGGGUUGAGUUACGCAAGUUGGAAGAUGGGGAAGACGGUGUUCCCACCUAUUGCCCUAACGAUGUGAAGCCCAGUCCAAAACGAUCGCGAGACUUCAGUAUCUCUGAUGCAGAAGCAGCACCAGCAGCUUCGCCCGAAAAAGAAGCUAAGGUGGUGCGUAUAGAGGAGGCUGAAGAAGCCCGUGAAUCUUCCGAUUAUGGCGCAACUCUUUUAAGCCUUUCCCUUAUACCUCUUGAAAAACUGAAAGAUAGUGAAGCUACCAAAGAAAAACCCAAAGUGGGAAGAGCAGCUUUCCCUCCACAUAUACGUGACGCUAUGAGCAAGUAUGAUUCAUUGAAGGAUAGUACAACUACUGCAAUCCCCACAGUUUGGCUAGGUAGCCAAAACCAAUACGUCUUCAUCCAUUCAGCCGUUAAUUCAUGGAAUAAAUGUCUGAGAAAAAUAAAACUACCCGAUGCGGUGUUGAGUAUUGUGCAUUUCAAAGGACGUGUAUUCGCUGCCUUAGCUAAUGGAACUAUUGCUGUUUUCCAUCGAGACAAAGAUGGUGAAUGGAGUGACUCUGGCUAUCAUUCUAUCAGAGUUGGUAAAGCUACUUCUUCAGUUCGCGCAUUAUGCGUAGUAGGAGGUAACGUAUGGGGAGCUUACAAGAACUGCAUAAUUGUGAUAGACGGGGAGAGCUUACAAGUAGUGAAAAUAUUUGCUGCUCAUCCACGGAAAGACAGUCAGAUUCGUAACAUGCAGUGGAUAGGUGCUGGAGUUUGGAUUAGCAUUCGACUUGAUUCUUCGCUCCGUCUUUUCCACGCUCACACUUUCGAACAUCUGCAAGAUGUUGAUAUUGAACCUUAUGUCACAAAAAUGCUCGGCACUUCACGAUUAGAUUUCUCUUACAUGAGAAUAACAGCUCUUCUUGUAUCUAACAGAAGACUGUGGAUAGGAACAGGUACUGGUGUUGUCAUCUCCGUUCCCUUAAGUGACACUCUUGAACAAAAAGUAGAAACCUCAGCUUCAACGGAUAGUAAAAAGAGCGUUGGACCAGGUGGCUUAGUGCGGGUAUACUCUAAGAGUUCUUCAACGACAGGGGACAACCAGAACAAAUCAAAAUGUUCCGGAGAUUACAUUCCUUAUUGUAAUUUGACGCAAGCCCAACUAUCAUUCCAUGGGCAUAAAGAUAGUGUGAAAUUCUUCUUAGCCGUUCCCGGAGAAGCUACGGAAGAAGAAACUGAGCUGCGAAAGAUGCUCGUUAUAUCCGGUGGAGAUGGUUAUAUAGACUUCCGCAUGGGCGAAGAAAAUGAGCCAGAACGAAAAGGAAGAGAUAAGGUUCUCGUACGUGAUAUGUCGCAUCUGAUAAUAUGGGAAGUUGACGCUGAUCUCCCUGUCCUAUCUUCAUAA
Messenger RNA from Auanema sp. JU1783, 3645 nucleotides. Lineage: Eukaryota; Metazoa; Nematoda; Chromadorea; Rhabditida; Rhabditidae. The record is from the annotation of a GenBank genome assembly.